Komagataella phaffii GS115 is the source of this 1329-nucleotide messenger RNA. Its product is annotated as Polyamine oxidase, converts spermine to spermidine. The coding region runs from base 1 to 1329 and encodes 442 amino acids. Gene Ontology annotation, molecular function: oxidoreductase activity. The transcript has a single exon. Lineage: Eukaryota; Fungi; Ascomycota; Pichiomycetes; Pichiales; Pichiaceae. The record is from RefSeq and is a predicted model, not a curated record.
AUGAGUCAACCAAAUCCAAAUGUCAUCAUUGUAGGCGCUGGGAUUUCAGGCAUCAAAGCUGCAGUCGAUCUCAAAAGCAAUGGCGUGAAUGCGUUGAUUUUAGAGGGUAGGGACCGUAUUGGAGGUAGGUUGGUUGCGACUCAUGAAACCUCAGUCUCAUUGGAUUUGGGGGCAUCCUGGUUUCAUCGUGUUCCUGACAAUGUCCUAUAUGAGAAAGUUAUCAAUAAAGAAUACAAGUCUCCGGUUGAAUUUACCUUUGAUGACUCGAAUGUCAAAAUUAUGGCCAAGCCAGUAGAUUUGUUGCCAUUUUGGCAGUUUGUCAAGUCCCAGCCUCAAGACGACACCUUACGGAAUUUUGUUUAUAAGUACUUGCAAACUACAAAGCUUAAUGAAGUUGAUACCCAAGAUUUUAUUAAGUUUGUUAGGGGUACCUCUGAGAUUGGUGGUGCUGGCAAUUGGUGUUAUAUAUCCGGUAAGAAUGCUGUCCCGCCGUCAGAAACUCAAGGCAGAGAUGCCUUUGUCACCAGCACAUAUGCCCAAAUUCUACAGCAAGAAGCUUCUUACUUGGACCCCUUUCAAAUAAUUACAUCGUCCAAGGUCACCGAAAUCAUCAAAAACACUGCCAGCUCAACAUAUACAGUUAAGACCUCAUCCGGAGUUACUUACUCCGCAGACUUUGUUAUUGUGACGGUGCCUCUAGGGGUUCUCAAAAGUGAUGACAUUUCAUUUACUCCUCCACUCCCUACAUCUAUUUCCAGCCAAUUGAACAAAGUCCAAAUGGGAAACAUUGCGAAAGUAAUAUUUGAGUUUGAAACUGUUUUCUGGGAUGAAACUGUGGACAAAUGGCUUUUGUUUCCCGAAACACAUCCGGAAGAGGGCAACAAAUUUGGUCAUUUGCCUUUAGAAUAUGAACCUUCCUCAAGUGAAUUCACUGCUCUUGUUUGCAACAUUUUCAAAUCAAAAAGUGCUAAGAUCCUAGUGACAUUGGUUAGCGCUCCCAUAGCUAUAUACCUUGAGGCUCACCCCCAGGAAGCCUGGAACCUUUUGAAACCGAUGUACUCUCAGAUUUCUGCGUGCGACGAAUCCGAGAUUCCUAAACCUGUUAAGCAGGUGGUAACAUCCUGGUCGUUGGACCCAUUUAGCAAGGGCUCUGUUUCUGCUACAGGUCCUGAGGAUAUUCCCCUCAUUAAAGAGUUUAUACAAGGAGUAGGAAACUUGCGCUUUGCCGGGGAACAUACAAGUGAUGUAGCCAGGACUCAAGCCCACGGGGCUUACCUCACUGGUCAACGAGAAGCCAGCUUUAUUAUUAGAGAUAUAUAUAAAUGUUGA